AUGGUGAAUAUCAUGGCGGGGAUCGUUCUUGCCAAUGAUGACAAUGAUGAAUUUUCUGUGAAACUUGCAAAAAUCCUUCUUGCUAGGUUAAAGAAGGAAGAUCAAAAUGUUACACCAGCUUCAUUCCAGCUGGCGGAGGGCACAUUUAAGAAUUGCUCCAGUGCACUCAAGGAGCAUCUUCCUAAAGCUGCAAAAAGUUUGGGAAUUCCCAUCGAGGAUUAUGCUGAAGUAGUUGCAUCGUUAUUACAGGGUGCAACUCAAGGGGAAAAAACCAUGGACGUUGAACAUAUAGGAGUAAAUGCCACGUGUCAGGAGGAAGGUGGUUUAGCAGUAACCCCACCUGGCUUAACCGUAAGUGAUGAUGUUCUUAUUCGGAAAAAAAGGAGUCGGAAACCGAACUCCUUACUUAAACCAGAGGAGGGCUACGAUCCUUUGUGGAUGUUGAAAGGGUCUCUGACAAGGGAAGCUCCCGCAAAGAAAGGCAAGAGAAAGAGUAUUCUUUCUGAAGACCUAAUCGAUGCCACCCUGAACAAGAGAUUGCCUUCUCAAUCCACACCUACAUUAUCGAAAGGGGAAGCCUUAUCAGGGGAAGUUUCUAACUUUCAAAAUACGAAGAAGAGUACCACGUCCGACGACAAGAUAUUUCGCUAA
This is a messenger RNA of Erythranthe guttata (spotted monkey flower), 651 nucleotides long. NCBI's taxonomy places the organism in Eukaryota, Viridiplantae, Streptophyta, Magnoliopsida, Lamiales, Phrymaceae. The record is from RefSeq and is a predicted model, not a curated record.